AUGGCUGCCAGGAACCAAUAUGAGCGAAUGAGCAGUGACGUCACCAUGCAGUGCGGCUCUCUGGCCAACGACGCUUCUGUGUCAUGGAAGGUCAACGGGACGGACGUGAGAGCCCAGCACCGUCUGGAGGGCCCCAGACUGAUACUGAGCCAAGUGGACCUGGGCCACAAUGGACUGUACAGCUGCUUCCAGGACCCGAACGGCGAGAGACGGGACACCAUCAACCUCCGCAUCGGCAUUCCUCCUCGGGAGCCGGUGAUCACCUGUAGAUCCAACACCUAUCCUAAAGGCUUCUACUGCAGCUGGCACCAGCAGCACUCCACAUACAUCCCCACUACUUUUGAAGUGGAUCUACAACAUAACCAGCGUUCACUGGAGGUGCAGAAAGAUUCCUUCCAUAAGAACCGCUGCCACGUACGUUUUCCAGAGGUCUUCUCCAGCUUCCCCUACACGGUCAACGUGACGGCCAUCAACGCUUUGGGGAAAUCAUCCAGGACCUUUUCCUUUGAGGAGUCAAGUAUAGUCAAACCGGACCCCCCCGAGCGAGUGACGGCCACCCCGAUUCGUUUCAACGUUCGAAGGUUGGAGGUCUCCUGGCAAAGUCCUGCCACCUGGCCGGACAUUGACAACUUCCCUCUGAAAUACUUCCUGCGAUACCGGCCUCUCAUCAAGGAGCAGUGGCAGCAUGUGGAGUUGUCUGACAGCACCGCCCACACCAUCACCGACGCCUACGCUGGCAAGGAAUACAUCAUCCAGGUGGCUGCCAAAGACACGGAGAUUGGAACAUGGAGCGACUGGAGCGUGGCCGUGCACGCCACACCCUGGAUUGAGGAGCCGGUGCAGACCACCUCCACCACUGACAUGGAGUACCUCACACAGACUAAGACUUCGCCAAUACCGUCGUCCAACGCACCACAGAAGGCCGAACCUCCAGUGGGCAGAGCUGCCAGGCUCCUCACCUUCUUCUCGCCUUUGCUGUUAGGCAUGCUGCUGCUGUUCAUGUAAUGUAAAUGUCAAACUGCCCGAAGCAGAGGAGGACGAGGAGGAGGAGGAGGAGGAGGAGGAGGAGGCUGGAUCUUUUGUUUUGUUUUUUUAUCUCUUUUUGCACAUGUUCCCGAGGACGCCGUGCAUCGAUCAUUUCUGUCCAUCACUCACUUACUUACUCGCCAAGAUGACUCGGACGACGCCCCAUGCAGCAUUUUCAAUCAACACAGAUGUUCCCCAGAAGAGCUUUUUUCUUUCUUUCUUGCUUUCCCCCGCCCCCCCGUCCCCCC
Molecule: messenger RNA, 1274 nt
Organism: Entelurus aequoreus (snake pipefish)
Lineage: Eukaryota; Metazoa; Chordata; Actinopteri; Syngnathiformes; Syngnathidae
Product: ciliary neurotrophic factor receptor subunit alpha-like
Exons: 9
Coding region: 1-1005 (334 amino acids)
Biological process (GO): cytokine-mediated signaling pathway
Cellular component (GO): membrane; external side of plasma membrane; signaling receptor complex
Molecular function (GO): cytokine receptor activity; cytokine binding
Source: RefSeq, a predicted model, not a curated record